Molecule: messenger RNA, 723 nt
Organism: Ostreococcus tauri
Lineage: Eukaryota; Viridiplantae; Chlorophyta; Mamiellophyceae; Mamiellales; Bathycoccaceae
Product: unnamed product
Exons: 1
Coding region: 1-723 (240 amino acids)
Source: RefSeq, a predicted model, not a curated record
AUGGCGCGCGCGAGACGCCCCGCGCGCGCGCUCGGACGCGUCGCCGUCGUCCUCGCGUGCGCGUGCGCGCGCGCGCGGGGAAGCGCGGCGACGACGGCGGCGGAAGAGCGGUCGUUCUUCAUCGACACGCACGUCACGCGCGACGGCGCGAGGUGCGAGAUCGGGCCGUACGGAUGGUUCUGCGUCCCGUCGACGAUUCAGUACUCGUACACGGUGCAUGACCCGAACACGGUGUACGAGGGAGACGACGUGACGGACGCGGUGGACGCGUGCGAGGCGUGCGAGACGUGCGCGCGGUGCGCGGCGACGAAUCUGACGUGCGCGCGGGCGGAGAGCGCCGGGUGCUUCGGGACGUGUGGGAGCGAGGAGACGAAUGAUGUGUUGACGAAGUGUGGGACGGCGGCGGAGGUGUGUAAAAAUGUACAGUUUGACGUCGUGCGAGCGGAUUUGCGAGAGGAGAUUUCGUACGCGUACGAAUUCUUCGUCAACGAACUGAACGGGAGCGACGCGUGGCAGGGAACGCGGGAGAUGCCGUGGAAGACGCUCGCGCGAGCGGAGCGUAGGGUACGGUUUUUACGCGCGGUGACGGAGGCGAGCGGGCUCGGACGAGCGCUCGUUCGACCGGUGCAGGUGUGGAUUCGUGACGCGUACGCGUCCCCGGGCGCGGACCCGUUAGAUAACGUGAGCAACGGUCGAUACUCGGGCGUGACGUACAGCGAGUAG